AUGUCUGCAGGCAUCCUUUCCACCAGGGAUGAGAGAAAAGAGUCAGCUCUGCUGGAGACACAGAGCAGUUCUGCCCCAGAGGAGGAGGCACAGGACCACUUGAAGGAGGGGAAAGCCACGAGCAGACAGAAGUCUAGCAAGGAAAAGCCAAACUCCCCCCAGAGCCCGAAAAGUCUCCGUGAUCACUCCCCAGAAACACCCCGAAGUUCACCUGAGCCAAUGAAAAGCCAACUGCAGAGUGACUCAACCCUCGAGAGACCUGCCAGGCUGAGAAGGUUCCGGUGGAUCGUUCCUGCCCACGGCAAGGUGGAACUGAAGAUCCGCUUCAGCCCCACAGUGCCAGGGCAGUUUGACCAGCUGAUGAACUUUGAGAUCCUGGGCUCAAAGCGCCUGUACCAGUUGCCCUGCAGUGCCACUGCCCUGUACCCCAGCAUCAGCCAGAACCCACGGCUGGUGUUUCCUCGCUGGAGGAAGAGCAAGGAGAAGGAGGACAUCAUCUCCAAGGAGUAUGUCAUGAGCACGAAGCAGUUCCACUUUGGACCGCUGCUUUGUGGCAAGUCAGGAGAGUGGUAUGUGCUCCCUGCUCCCAAGUGA
This is a messenger RNA of Pseudopipra pipra, 594 nucleotides long. RefSeq names its product hydrocephalus-inducing protein homolog. Gene Ontology annotation, cellular component: axoneme. The transcript has 4 exons. Gene Ontology annotation, biological process: cilium movement; axonemal central apparatus assembly. The record is from RefSeq and is a predicted model, not a curated record. The coding region runs from base 1 to 594 and encodes 197 amino acids. NCBI's taxonomy places the organism in Eukaryota, Metazoa, Chordata, Aves, Passeriformes, Pipridae.